UUAUUUCCAUAUUGUAUUACCUUCUCCAGGGAAACAACAUAGUGGGAUGCAACAAGUUGGAAAGCCUGCUGAACACAGUGAUUACCAUCACAGCUUACCUUUGGGCCAAGAUACGUCAGUUCCAAACUUAUUAACUGAAGAUUUUAGGGAAGCAAAAGAGGUUUACUUUAAGAAAUUACAAGAGGAAAAUGAGGAUCUUAAAAAGGUCCUAGAGAAGAAAGCUGAUGAGGUAGAGGCUUUGCAAAAAGAGAUUGAGGAAAGCUCCACCCGAGAAUCAGAGAAGAAUGAGUUGAUCAAAAAACUGCAACAGAUGUAUCAGUGGAAGGAGGGUGAAUGCAAUAUAUUAAAGGAGGACCAAGAGAAUCAGGCCAGGCAGAUUGAGGCUCUUGAAAACAAAGUUCAGGACCUGGAGAAGGAAACUAGUCAGGUGGAGGAUUUGGAGAGUAAGAUUGAGUCUCUUGAGAAGCAAUGUGAAAAAUUUAAAACAGACAACAACGACUUACAUCAAAAUGCCAUGUUUCUUGUCAAGGAAUUAAGAGAAAAGACGGAAGAACUUGACAUUGUUUCCCAGUACAAACAGGAAAUUCAGAAUUUGGAGCAAUUUAGAGAUGAAGUCCUUCAUAGCCUUCAAUAUGAACGGACAGCACGUGAAAUGUUUGAGCAACUUUUAGAGGAAAGUGCUGCCAGAGAAGUCGAGAAUAAUGAGUUGAUAAGAAAACUAGUACAGAUGAACCAGUGGAAGGAGGCUGAAUGUAAGAAAUUAAAAGAGGACAUUCAAGAACAAGAUCAGGAAACUCUAAAGGGUGGUGAGGUAAUAAACUUUGUCACGGAUAAGCUGAAUAAAUAUCGAGAAGAAUACCAAGAAAGGGUACAGGAAGAAGCAACGCAAGCAUUUCUGAAAGCUAAGACCAAUACAACGAAGAAAAUGGAACAUAUGUUGGCGAAAGAAAAGCAGAGAGUGAAAACUUUGAAACGUUCCAUCGCAAAGGAAAAAAUCAAUAGAGAAAGAUUGAGUAAAAGGAAUAAAGAUCUGUGCAAGAGAAAUCGUCAGAUGUGGGCUCGUGUCAAUAACUUGGGUGCAAAGGCUGUGACAAACUUUCCCACUGCCGGUACAUCCAGAUGUUUGGAGACAAGAGAUGAUGAACAGUCAUGGAGCACUGUCUCAGAUGAAGAGGAAACCGUUGAAAGCCCGCCUGAGAGACGACCAUCUGGUACUUAGAGAACAACAGCUUCUAUUUUGUUCUCCUUUAUUGUUAAGCUACAACAACUGCGGAAUCUGUAAACCUUCUUAAUUAGAACCUCCCUCAAUUACGCGCCCUCCUCCUUUUUAGUAGAAAUUUUGAAUAAGCUCCCGGACGUUCAUCCGCGGAAGUGCAGUGUAUAUGUUUGUUUGUUUGUUUUUUUUUUAAUUCCUUGGAAAUUGAAAAAUAAGAAGUAUAUUCGUAUCGUAGAUUGGUUUAGUAAUACCUGAAAGGUAUCGUUGAAUAUGUGAAUGAUAGUAGAGACUUUCAUCGUGAAGAAUUAAUCAAUUACGUUUGAAAAGAGUUUACCCUUCGUCAUAUUUGCUAGAGUUUUUAAUUAGGAUAAUAAUUAAUUAGGAUUUAAUAAGGAUUGUCCUGGCUGGACGUUAAAAAUGCUGAUUGUUUCUUGUUGCUAAUAGAGUUUAAGGCGUAAAAAUGAACUGUUUUGUGACUGUAGUUAUUUUUAAUUAAUGGUAUCAUAAGUGGGUUAUAGAUGAUAACUGUAUUAUAAAUAUCUAGGAAUUUCUAUGCUGACGUGCAUGCUAUGGAACUUUCUGGAACGUAAUUAUGAUGUAAUGCUACCAAAAUAGUCGUGUUGUAAGCUUCCGGGAUUCUCUAGAAUGCUUUGUAAUUGUACAUAAGGACUUAGUCACGUAGUAUGAGUAGUUGUUGUGAAAUAUUUGUAAAGCUGAACCGAGAGAGAGUUAGAGUGGAAUAUUGUUCAUUCCAAGGAACUUUGGAGAAAACUGUAAGUUUGUCAGUAGUAAAGUUAAUAGGAAUAAAUAUAGUGUUCUUUCUGUAGCGUAGAUUAUAGCGUGACAUGAGAUAUAAAAAUAUAUGCUGGUAGACGGCUUUUCUUGUCAAACUUCA
Molecule: messenger RNA, 2111 nt
Organism: Pocillopora damicornis (cauliflower coral)
Lineage: Eukaryota; Metazoa; Cnidaria; Anthozoa; Scleractinia; Pocilloporidae
Source: RefSeq, a predicted model, not a curated record